CAUUUUUCGAUUUCUUUCCGCCAUGAACGAUCAAGAUUUCCAACAUUGCGUUUUUCAAUCGUUCCCCAAUGUGGUCUCUUUUGCAUCCCCUGUUCAUACGCCUUCACAGCGCCGCCUCUCUACCAACUUCACUCAACCUAGACCGCCGAUCCCCGCUGCUCGACGGCUAGCUUGGGUUUCUCUUCAGGGGCGGCUUGUUAAUGCCGAACAGGCCAGCUCAGUGCGAUCUAUUAGAGGAGGCUUGGGCCCUGACGAAUCCAUUGCUUGGCAGUUGUUCAGCCCCAUUGAGCGGUUUCUUAUAGUUGCCGUGAUUGGCGUCGCGGUUUCCGAGUCCAAGAAGAACCAUCAGAUCGCCCAGCUUACAAGAGCUGUUGAACUUAGGGAUCAAGUGCUUCUAAGCAUGCAGCAGAAGCUUGAAGAUCUAUUUAAUCAAGUCAAUCUCGAUGAGGAUCAGUCUGGAGGUGAGAAGGACAUGGCGUUGAGAAAAGAUGCUGAUUUGGCACACUCUGGGGUUUUCGGCCAUGACAAAAUUAAGUUUGUUGAUUGUGGCUGUUGGCUUUGUGAUCAGCAUCUGGAUUCACUCGGUCGUUUGGAGUGUAACGCCGCAACAAAACCCUCUUGCGGGGCAGAGAUGUUGCAAUAUAAAAUGAACGAAGCAGAGCAGGAGGAGCGUCGAAUGUCUGAUUUAUCAGAUUGGGGUUCCAGUGUCACAUCUGCUGCUGAUAUCCAGAUGAAUACCUUAUCCAUCGAACAAGAUAUGUUAUUUCUGAAGAAAGAUUGUGACGAGAAAGACGCAACCAUCAAGGAACUAACUGAUCUACUCCAUUCCUCUGAGGUUUCUGGUUCACAGAGGAUGUCAGAGUUGGAAGACAUCAUUCGUCGGAAGAACACCAUUAUUUCAAAACUGAAAAAGGACAUGGUCGUUCUUGAACAGAAGGUUAUGCAACUGACGAGGCUUCGGAGACCCUCCUCUUCGAGUACAUCAAGGUCGCAAAUGCAGCCAAUCCCAUACAUGACGGAUAACCUUCUUUACGACAUGGAGAGUAGUACCAGUCCUUCAUCUUCCGACUCAGAUAUCUCACAACCUCCCCCAACAAGAAAGCAGGAUAGUAGUCGUCAUAUCCAAACCAGCGAGCCUUGUUCGGCAAGAACAAGCCAGAAGUCAGGUACGAAGAAGAGAGCUUCAAGUUCAGAGUCCCGCUCAAAACCUGAAAUGGGAAGCCGUUUGAAUGAAAUAUGGGUGAAGAAUCGAAAAGCAGUAGUAACGUCGACACCAUCACCGAGGCAAAGAGGGGGAGAGAUGAUGAGAAGACGCUUUCAAACUGGAACCAAGGAGGGGAAGGAAACAGCAGCAGAAGGAAAGAGAAAUGUUUAGAACAUGGGGUUUGUGGUGUGAAGGAUAAUUCCUGCAUUCACAGUAUUAUUAUUGUUAUCAUAAAGUUCAUACAUACAUCCAUAGAAACAGUAUGGUUAAAGUCCAACUUUAGUGGGUGCAUUUCUGGGAUUUUUCUUCAAAAUAUGAAGGAAAGAAAAAGGUGAAUGACGUAGGAUUGGAUACUGUCAGGGGCUGCCAAUAAACUUGGAAUCCAACUCCCACCUUUCCAUCUCCAUUCCUUUUGACUUU
Messenger RNA from Cucurbita pepo subsp. pepo (vegetable marrow), 1624 nucleotides. RefSeq lists its product as uncharacterized. The record is from RefSeq and is a predicted model, not a curated record. NCBI's taxonomy places the organism in Eukaryota, Viridiplantae, Streptophyta, Magnoliopsida, Cucurbitales, Cucurbitaceae.